This is a messenger RNA of Lolium perenne, 2660 nucleotides long. RefSeq lists its product as uncharacterized. Gene Ontology annotation, molecular function: zinc ion binding; nucleic acid binding. NCBI's taxonomy places the organism in Eukaryota, Viridiplantae, Streptophyta, Magnoliopsida, Poales, Poaceae. The record is from RefSeq and is a predicted model, not a curated record.
AUGGGGCAGUAUGGUGGACGGAGUGGCUCUGGAUGGCAGGACGGGUAUGCUGGCGAUGGAGGAGGGCGUGGAGGCAGAGGGGGAGGCUUCCACGAGGGAGGCAGAGGGGCAAAUUUCUAUGAGGGCGGCCCUAGUGGAACAGCCGGUGAUGGUCAUGGGGCAGGCCAGGGUGCUGAUCAAGGUAACAAUGUGUUCUCUGAUGGUGUUUUUCGAGCCGGGCCGGGUAGAUCAUAUGCUGGCGGGAACAACCGUAAUUUCCAAGGUUACAACAACCGGGCAGAUGCUCGGCGCCAAUUUGGGAACAAUGGUAACUUCCAUGCUCGAAGACCUGUUUCAAAUAAUAAUGCAAAUUUCGUGUCUGCCAAUGGGAGUGGUAGGUAUGCUGCCAAUGUCUCAGGUUUAACAGAAGUACAACAGAAAAUGGUGUCUGAUGCCGCGGAAGCUUUUGCUCGCCAAUUGGUUGGACGCCCAGAUUCCUCACAAACCGUGGCUACACAAUCAGUUGCUCACCAGCAGGUUAAUAAGGAUGGUCCUGCUCUAUCGGUGCCGCCGGUGGCGCGGCAACCUGGUAUUGCCAGGGCGCAACCUAUGCCGGGGUUGAUACAUAACAAUUCUAUUGGGCAAGGGCAAUUGCAGCAAGGGGCUCAGAGGGCGGAGGAGGUGCUUAUGGCAGUGGCAGGUUGCGUUUCGGGUGGGGAUUUUGAAAAUCUCACAGAGGCGGAGUUUGCUGCAGCAACUAAAAAGAAAGGGCCGAGUUGUUUUCGGUGCCGCAAAACGGGGCACUUCCUCAAUGAUUGUGAGGUGGUGCUAUGUGAGUGCUGCCAAAGACCGGAGCAUGCUUCUAAGGAUUGUCCACUACUCCGAGCUCCUAAACCUCGUCUUAAUAUGUAUGGUAUGGGUCACCCGGACCUUGCUUUUUGGGAAUUACCUCUGUCAGCUUCUGUUAGGCCAAGGGUGGAAAACACUAGGUUGGGCAGAGUAGAGGUGUCAGGUGGUGAGCUUUCUGUUGAGCAAUUGAUUAAUCAUCUACAGUGGAUUGUUCCUGACCCUCAGUACCAGUGGGAGGUAGAACAGAUGGAAGAGAAAGUGUUCAGAGUUAAUUUUCCGAGUAAAGUGGAGUUAGUCAGGGUUCAACACUUUGGAAGGUUUCAUGUCCCAGACUCCACCAUUGUACACUUAUUUGAUUUUUGGAAGAAGGAGAUUCAACCUGCAUGGGUUCAUGAGGAUGUGUGGGUAAGAGUGUAUGGACUACCACCGGUAGCUCUUGAUGAUUAUCUUGCUCUUUGGGCACUUGGUGAUGUUUUUGGCAAGACUAAGGAUAUUGAUAUUUCCUUCACAAGAAAAAAUAAUGUUUUGCGUAUGUUUAUAACUUGUCUUGAUACUACUCUUAUUCCUGCAUCAUGGGAUCUCAAGAUCAAGCAUGAGUUUUUUCGGCUGAGGUUUGAGGUAGAGGGGCAAUUUACCAAUAAUAAUGAUGUCACUAUGUCGGAGGUACAGGGAGAUGGGGGAGAUGAUGACUCCCACUCUCAUACUCAUGACAAAUCUGGAGGUACUGAGGUUGAUCAUACUGUUAAGAGGACUAAGAAUAGCAGCGAGAAAAAUGAUGAAAAAGAGAUUAAUUCUCAGCAGAAUUUAAAUGCUAAAUCAGUGGGUUUGCAAGUGUUCGAGAACGGUAAUGCAUGUGUUGGGGAUAAUGUGAUCAAAGUGGUGUCUCACUCUAAAAAUACACCUAGCAAUGUGGCGGAGGAGGCUGAAGAGUAUGCACAGAUUCCUCCUCUUGCUAGCCAGAAUCUUGCACCUGCGGAGUCACGUCAUUUGGUGUAUGGACCAAAUUCGCCGAGUUUUGGAGUCACGGCGCUGAAGCCGACGUCGAUCAUGCCAGGGCUGCAUGCUGUACGCACCCCGGGGCAUGCAGCGACGGGCGGGGCGGCUUGCGGCACGCUGUCGCCUGGACAGUCGCGCACGCCGUUGCCUGGCUUAGGGAAGACGUCGGUUCAGGGACGUGGAGUGCCUGUGUGCGGAGACACAGCAGCAACUCGGCCAGCUGUGCAUGGAAUUGACAAGCUCAUACACACGCCUGUACCUAAUCAAUCUGCUACGACGAUUAAGUCGACAGUGCAAGCUAAGGGUGACUAUGCUGCUGUACCGACUAUGGUUGGUAUGAUUAAAGAGGUGCCGAAGACCAAGCUGUAUACUAAAGAGCAAAUUGUUGCUUUUGGAGGGAUCCAGGAGGAGGCGAGCCGGGAUGUGCGGUCGAGUGGAAGACUGCGCACUCAGCCCAAUGCCGAUAUGACCCAAAUGGAGAGGGCGAUGAUGAUUGCAAAAAAACGUGCGGAGACGCCAGUGAUAGGUUAUCCGGCGGGCUGCUCAUUCAAUUCAGCAAUGGGUUUUACUCCUCCCAGUGAAACAGCGGGAGGCUAUGGUUAUUGGAUGCAACCGGAUGCUAGUGGUUGCUCAGGACUUCUUUUUCCAGGCUACUGGGUGGCGGCAUCUUAAUAGAAUAGCAAAUGCAUAGCUUCUCUAUUUGCCGUAUUUUCAGCUGGUUGAUUCAUGUAUCGACCUUAGCUUUUCCGUGAUUGUAAUAAGGGUUCUUGGAUAUACUAUGACUUGAUACUUUGUUUUUUUAAUAAAGCAAGCCGUGUGCAUCUAUUGAUGCAGAG